GCUGCUUACACAGCACCCGCGGCUAAGCCGCCUUGAAGAGCGCAAGGCGAGAGCCCUGCUGCCCGCAGUGCCGCCGGAGCGCCGCCGCCUCGCCAGCGCCGGGUGGCAGCGGGAGAGCCUGGGGACGUCCGCUGGAGGAUGGCCGAGUCACCGGCGGGGUCGGUGGUGAGCGCCGGGCUGGAUGACAGCCCCACGGGGCUGAGCCCAGCUCCCGGCAAGGCGCUGAGCCCUGUGCUGCUGUGCAAGGUGUGUGGGGACAGCAGCAGUGGGAAGCACUAUGGCAUCUACGCCUGCAACGGCUGCAGCGGCUUCUUCAAGCGCAGUGUCCGCAGGAAGCUCAUCUACAGGUGCCAAGCAGGCACAGGGCUGUGCCCAGUGGACAAAGCACACCGCAACCAGUGCCAGGCCUGCCGGCUCAAGAAGUGCCUGCAAGCCGGCAUGAACAAAGAUGCUGUGCAGAACGAGCGUCAGCCCCGCAGCACAGCCCAGGUCCGGCUGGACAGCAUCGAGCUGGACACCGAGCCCCCCCCCGAGCAUGUGGCCACCACCCGUGAGGUCCCCCCAACCCCCUGCCCAGCUCCUCGUGGUCCUGGUGCCACUGUCACCAUCACCCCAGGCCCCCGAGCGCCCACCCCGCCCACUAACCAUCGCUUCAUGGCCAGCCUGAUGACGGCCGAGACCUGCGCCAAACUGGAGCCCGAGGACGCUGAUGAGACAGUGGACGUAACGGGCAGCGAGCCGGAGCGGGUGGUUGGCGAGUACCAGGUGGCUCCGUACCCAGCAGCCAGCCCUGAAAACGUCUAUGAGACCUCAGCACGUCUGCUCUUCAUGGCUGUGAAAUGGGCCAAAAACCUGCCUGUCUUCUCCAACCUGCCCUUCCGUGACCAGGUGAUCUUGCUGGAGGAAGCAUGGAGUGAGCUAUUCCUGCUCUGUGCCAUCCAGUGGUCCAUGCCCCUGGAGAGCUGCCCACUGCUGGCUGUCCCCGAACCCGCCCCUGGCAAGCUGCUGCCAGCUGCCCUGGAUAUCCGAGUGCUGCAGGAAACCCUCGGCCGCUUCAAGGCCUUGGCCGUUGACCCCACCGAGUUUGCCUGCAUGAAGGCUGUGGUGCUCUUCAAACCAGGUGAGGGACACCCCACCCCCCAGCAGCCCCUGCUGUCCCUCCCUGGCCCCCCAGCCCAUCGCUCCCUUGUCCCUGCAGAGACCCGCGGCCUGAAGGACCCUGACCAGGUGGAGAACCUGCAGGACCAGUCGCAGGUGAUGCUGGGGCAGCACAACCGUUCCCACUACCCUGGGCAGCCUGUCAGGUUCGGGAAGCUGCUGCUGCUCCUCCCGGCACUGCGCUUCAUCUCCUCGGAGCGCGUGGAGCUGCUCUUCUUCCGCCGCACCAUCGGCAACACUCCCAUGGAGAAGCUGCUGUGUGACAUGUUCAAGAACUGAGUGCCCCCACCUCUGCCACCUGCCUGCUUUCUCACGUUGCACUGGCAUCUGGUCACCCCCGCCCCGGGCACCUCUGCACCCUGGGAU
Messenger RNA from Dryobates pubescens (Downy woodpecker), 1524 nucleotides. RefSeq names its product nuclear receptor subfamily 2 group E member 3 (gene NR2E3). The record is from RefSeq and is a predicted model, not a curated record. Gene Ontology annotation, biological process: positive regulation of transcription by RNA polymerase II; anatomical structure development; negative regulation of transcription by RNA polymerase II. The transcript is spliced from 7 exons. Lineage: Eukaryota; Metazoa; Chordata; Aves; Piciformes; Picidae. The coding region runs from base 139 to 1437 and encodes 432 amino acids. Gene Ontology annotation, molecular function: nuclear receptor activity; RNA polymerase II cis-regulatory region sequence-specific DNA binding; zinc ion binding.